This is a messenger RNA of Chlamydomonas reinhardtii, 7104 nucleotides long. RefSeq lists its product as uncharacterized. Gene Ontology annotation, molecular function: protein kinase activity; ATP binding. Bases 334 to 5907 code for a protein of 1857 amino acids. The record is from RefSeq and is a predicted model, not a curated record. Gene Ontology annotation, biological process: protein phosphorylation. The transcript has 12 exons. NCBI's taxonomy places the organism in Eukaryota, Viridiplantae, Chlorophyta, Chlorophyceae, Chlamydomonadales, Chlamydomonadaceae.
CACCAUCUCAGCCAAUUGGCUUCCAAAAACGUGGCCCUUGCUGGCCUUUCUAGUUCGUAGCGGCUCCUUGUUCGUGCUUACCGUCUGCAGGCAGUGCCAGCCCUCCACCUGCAUUCCCCCAGCACGUCAGCGCAUCCUUCAGUAGUUUUUAAAGACAUACCACAUCUAUAACUGUGUUCUGAGGCCGAAGCCAGCGUGCAUGGGCAGCAGCUGAACAAACGGCCUGGUUGAAUGGGGCCAACAGGAGCUGGUCGGGCGUAUCGCCCGUGUACCCAGCCAGCGUGAGCUGAGCUCUAGCCGACUCUUGCUGGAGCAGAGUCGGCUUCUCUUGAGAUGACAGACGACGCGGGCGUGUGCAGCAUCACCGUUGUUCCUGGCGGUGAUGCUGGCCAGGAUGGCGAGGCAGGAACGCUGCUCCGCGUGGUGGCGCCCUCGCGGCACAUCCGGAUGGGGGACCUCUUACCAGUGUUCGAGUCCAUGGACCUUUGUCUCGUCUCCUACACGGCGGAGCGGGACCCGGAUGCGCCGAUGGGAGCAGCAGCUGCUGCAGGGACGUCUGGCCGGAGGAAGGCGGCCAGCUCCUUCCGCGGGUUGUUCCUCAUCACUACAAACGAUGGAGAUCCGCUCAGCGAGGAGCUGCUGGGGAGCCUGCAGGAGGCCCUGUUGCAGCAGCUGCGCAUCAGCAACGCAGCGCUGCUGAGACGGGCCGUGCGGGACUCAUCGCGCCGUGACAGCGUUGCCUCGUACACAGGCACGGAUGCUUCCAUGGACCCCGACUCGCCCUCAGCGGCGGCGGCCGCGGCCGCGGCGGCGGGGCACGGGCCAUACCACAGCGGCCCGAGUCUCCCCGCGGGCGCAGGCGGCAGCGGGUCCUUAAGCCACAUGAAUCCAGCUGCCCACCACAUGCACAGCCACUCUAGCACGCAGAGCCUGCCUUCGCACCACCACCAGACCUACCAGCCGCAGACGUCCCUGUACGGACAUUACGGGGCAGUGCACGGUCAGCUGCCACCGCAACACCACCACACCACGACGGGCGUGCACGCGCCCAGCAACCUGGGCCCGGGGCCCGUGGCGCACCACCACCCGCAGCAGCAGCACCCCCACCCCCACCAUCAUGACCACACCACGUCGGCUGGCAGUAUUCUGUUCUCGGAACACAGCGUGAGCAGCGUGGGGUCGCUGCUGCGCGUGGCUUCGGGCGCCCCGUCAGACAUGGCGGCGGUGCCCAGCCCGCCGGCCAACCUGCACACGGCGUCGUUCUCCUUCCUGCAGCAACAUGCGGACUCGGUGCUGCUGGACUCGGCGCCCAACAGCACCACGGCCGGCGCGCUCAACACCGUGACCACCAGCACCAGCAGCCUGGGCGUUCUGGACGAGGCUGCUCGGAUGGGGCACUACACCCUGCCUGCGCAGCCGUCGCCAUUUGCCGCGGCGUCGCAGCAGCAACAGCAGCACCCACCACACGGACCACACCACCAUCACACGCAGUCGCAGCCCACCCCGCACGCCCACACGCGGUCACAAGGCCAGGCGGUCGAGCUGUAUGACUUCGCGCUGGGUUUGCAGGCGCGCUCCUCCUCGGCAUCUUGUACGCCGCCACCAGCGCAGACUCCAAGUGACCCCGAUGCUGCGACCGGCCGAUCGGGGCCCAGCCCAGCCGGCGCGAUUCCGGCCUCCCGGGCGGACUCGGGCCGCGGCCCCCUCGCGGCGAGCUUGCAGCCGGUGGCGGCGACAGCGAGUGGGACGCCGCACCACAGUCGACCCUGCUCCGGCGCGCAGCUCGCGCUCGUGGCUGGCAUGCUGUCCGGCACUGGCGGCAGCACCACCGGCGGCUCCACGCCCGCCGUGUCCGCUGCCAUUGGCAUCGCCGGCACGUCGGCCGCCGCCGCAGCGGGCUCCAUCGCACCCAUCGCCGCCUCGCCGCCCGGCUACAGCCCGCUAGCGAUGCUUGCGGCCGCGGGGGCAGACACGCCCGCCGGCACGGAGUCCAUAACGUCCACGGUGUUCGGGCCGGGCGGCGCGGCUGGGCCGGGCGCGGCCGAGCCGGCCGGCACCGCCACCGAUGUGCUGGAGGAGGUUGAUGACAGCCCCACCUCGGAGGAGCGCGACGGCACGUACGCAUGGUGGUCCACGGUUUCGGCGCGCGACACGGUGGCGAGCAUCAUGUCGCAGCCGGCAAGGUCGAUCAGCUCAGAGGCUGACCUGGGCUCGGCCAAGAGCAUGAUGACAAAGCACAACAUCUCGGCGCUGCUGGUAGACACGGGCGGCCCUAACCCGGGCUUCAUAACCAAGCGCGACUUCCUCAAGGUGCAGUUCUCCAAGAACUUCAAGAAGACUAAGGUCAAGGACGUGAUGACGCAGCCGGUCAUAUACGUGGACAUCGGCUUGCCCAUUGAGGAGUGCUCGCGCGUGCUGGAGGCGUACGGCGUGCGGCGGGUGCUGGUGCACGACCCGCUGCGCUGCACCGACGAGGACCCGCUGGCGGCGUUCGUGGGCGUGGUCAGCGACGCCGACCUGUUCAAAUGCAUGGGCGCGCCCGCGCUGUCGCCAGUGGUGGGCUCCAUGGCCAACUCCACGGAGCAGUCCCCGGCCGUCCCGCUGCCAGUCAUGCCGUCGCUGCCGCUCCCGGACGGACCCGGCGCGGCGGCGGCGCACUCGCCGGGCAGCGCCUUCGCGACCGGCCCGCCGGUGGCGCUGGCGACCAUGUCCUCCGUCAACUCGGCCUCCGCCAAUGCCUCCGUCAGCGGCUCCGCAGGGCCCUCGCACGCGCCCUCCUCGGCGUCGGCAGCCAACAUCGGGGCCUCCAUAGCGCAGGCGCUGAGGACGGUGGAGACGGCGUCGGCGCCGUCGGGCAUGACUGCGGCGCCGUCGGGCGCGGCCCCCAGCUCCAGCAGUAUGGUGCGGCUGAGCGCCGAGUCCAGUCUAGCGGACCGGUACCGCUGCGCGGCGGCGCUGUGGGAGCUUGAUUUCAACGAGCUGGAGGUGACUCGCCGCAUUGGUGAGGGCUCCUUUGGUGAGGUGCUGCUCGCCAACUUCCGCGGCACCAAGGUGGCCGUCAAGCGCUUGCGCGGCUUCGAGUGCGGGCCCGACAACCCCGACACGGGCGAGACGGGCGAGACCGGGCCGUCGCCCACGCAGAUGCCCAUCUUCCGCCAAUUCUUCGAGCGCGAGAUUGAGAUCCUGGCGACCAUUCGGCAUCCCAACGUCGUCAACUUCAUCGGUGCCUGCCACACGCCGCCCAACGUGUGCCUGGUGACGGAGUACUGCGCGCGCGGCUCACUGGACCACCUGCUGCACAAGAGCAGCAUCCACAUUGAUACACUCAAAAAGGUCGAGUUUUCCAUGGACAUCGCGCGCGGCAUGGGCUGCCUGCACUCCCAGAAGCCGCCCAUCAUCCACCGCGACCUCAAGAGUGCCAACCUGCUGGUCUCGGCGCGCUUUGAGGUCAAGGUUGCUGACUUCGGGCUCAGUAGGAUCAAGGACCAUGCGCAGCUCAUCAACAGCCGCGCGGGGCUGGAGGGCACGGUGGAGUAUGCGGCGCCAGAGGUGCUGCGCGGCGAGCCCUACACGGAGAAGUGCGACAUCUGGUCGUACGCCAUCCUGCUCUGGGAGCUCAUACACAGGCAGCGGCCGUACGCGGACGCAGACGUGCCCAUCUACAUCUUGAUGAUGUCGCUGGGCAACGGCUCUCUGCGGCUGCCGCCGGUGCGCGAGGACCUGGCCACGCCGGGGCUGGCGCGGCUUGUGGAGCGGUGCAUGGCGUGGCUGCCGGCGGACCGGCCCAGCUUCCGGGAGAUCCUGCACGCACUGGAGGCGGAGUACAAGAUCAUCCGCGGCAAGGCGGCAGCGGUGCCGCGCUCGGACUCGGCCUCCUCUAUGGUAGUGCUGCCCGGCAACCAGGCCAGCACCUCGGGCGGCUCCGCUGCGCAGCCGGCGGCGCACGCCGCGGAGGGGCACGUGCAGUCGCAGUCGCAGCCUCACGCGCACCCACACCACCCGCCGCACCCGCCGCAUCCGGCCGGCCUGCCGCCGUCACACUCGUCGCACAGCCCUGGCAACCGGCCCGCCAAUCUGCCCAUGGGGCCCGGCGCACCGCUCGCGCAGCGCAAGAGCAGCAAGCUGGGCAUGAAUGUGGGGCACGCCGGCGAGCCCGCCCGCCAGUCCUCCAACGAGCAUGGGGAGCACGUGGGCGGCUCGCACGCGCAGCCGCCGGCACCCGCGCCGCGGCCGCGCGUGAAGCUGCUGGUGCCGGCACCUGCUGGCUCCACCGCCACGCCGGGUGGUGCGGGGGAGCCUUCAGACCCCAGCAGCCCAGCUGACUCCUCUCGGCCCUCAUCCAGCAGAGCAACAGGCCCCAGCACGAGCAGCCGGACGGCGGGCACGGGCGGCAAGGCCUCUGGCGGCAAGUCUGGCGGUCGCGCCAUGCGUGCAGCGCUUCGCUCCAAGUCCAUGCCGCUUCCGGAGUUCGAAUGGCUGGGCGGGGAGGACGGCUCGGACGAUUACGUCGAGACGACCGAGUCGGUAGCAGACGAGGACGCAGAAGCGGGACCAUCGGGCGGCACCACCGCCAGCGGCGCCGCGCCGGGGGCACCUCCACAGCACCCGCUGUCGCGGUUGUCCUCGUCAGGUGUAGCGGAGCCCGUGGCAGCCGACGGCGUCGCCGACGAGGAGGCGGGCGAGCACCCGUCGCCGCGGCUGCCGCAGCACUUGGUGGUGAAGCUGCCGCAGCAGCGCGUGGGCUGGGAGGGCGUAGAUGUGGUGCGCGCAAACAGCUCGCAGAGCCCCAGCAGCAAAGGCCGGCGUCAGCUCAGCGCCGACGACGCCACCAGCGGCGGUGAUAGCGCUGGCGGCAGCGGCGCAGGCAGCAGUAAGAUGCAGACGCCGUUACACACCGCGCCCGGCUCAACACCGCGGCACUCCCACUUGCACCCAGGCGCUGAAGCAGCGGCAAGGCGCGGCCUCGCCGGGACCGCACCGAUGCCUGCGGAGUCUGGAGUAAGCUCUGCCGCCAAAGCCUCGCCCUUUCACAUGGCUGCAAACAGCCCCUUUGCGAACGCAGCGGACCUGCCGUGGUCGCCGCGGCCAUCGGGCGUGGUGGGUAGUGUGAGCCCCAGCUUCAGCUCGCCCCGCACCUCGCACAAGGGCAUGGGGCAGCCGGGCGGUGCUGCGAGUGCUGCGGCUGCGGCGGGCCCUGCGCCGGCGCCCGCUCCUCGGCGCGUCACCUUCGUGUCCCCCUUCGCCCAAAUGGCGUCUGAGGUGCCGUCAGAGGCAGAGGAGGAGCAGGCGCCGGCGGCGAGGGAGCGGCCGAGGCGCCGGAGCAGCGGGCGGAUCGCCGGGGACACGACCGCCAGCAGCCCGUCAGAGUCGGAGGACGGUGCGGAGGGGGCCCCGGCACCAGCGCCGUGGGUGGCGGCAGCGUCGACUGCAAAUAGCACGGACGUGCAUGUGCUGGUAGAGAAGGACCAGCACACCGCCUGGGGCGUGCUCGGCGCCUGCAGCAAGCCGGCUUCCGGUGACGUGUAUCCGCCGGGCGGCCUGGUCACAGGCCGUGUGUCGCCGCCGCCGCCGCUCCAGCCGCCCUCGUAUGCAGCCAUGCGUGCGGCGGCUGCUAGCCCCUUCGCUAUGGCCGCGGGCUUUGCGCCGGCCGACGAGGAGGUCGCGUCCCCGCGCACCGAGGGCCUCGCGCCGGAGGCAGUGGCCGCUGUGGCGGCGGCGGCCGCGGCAGCGGCAAGGGCGCCAGCCGGCGCCUCCACAACUGAGGAGGAGGAGCUGCCGCUGCCGCGCCCGUCAAUGGGCGGCUUCGCUGGUAUGGGGCUGCCAUCAGGCAGCAGCAGCGCAUCCGACCAGUUUGACGACGGCGAUGACGACGCCACGCUGCACACCACAGCGUGGGUGCGGCUGUAAAGACGCUGCGCGGUGUUCGUGUCGGCGGUCGUCGAGUGCGGGUCCGAGUCGAAGGAGGUUGUAUCUGCUGAGUGCGUUGCGCCCUUUUUGUCGGCCACGUCCGGAUUUGCGGGGAUGCCAAAGGCCCCCAACAUAGAGGCGUGUGCUUAGUAGGCGCCCGCGUCAAGGUGGCUGGCUUGAUAACGACCCGGGAUCAGCCCUUUUCCUGCCUGCCUAAGGCAGACACCUCCUUGUUGUAGCCCCGGGCGUGUAACCUAGAAAGUUGCUCGGACGAGGCAGAGUUUGUUACAGUCUGUCUUGUAGAUCUGUGUAGGCAGGCGGAAGCAAGAAGUGAAGUACAAAUGUUGUUGGGAUUUGGUGACGCGUGAUUGAGGUGUGUGCGUGCGGAGGGAAUGCUCGCUCGCCCGCUGACCGUGCGGUGACGAACUAGCGAGGACAAGUAACGCGUGAGCAGAAGCGGGCGUGGGGUCUGUGUUAUUGAUGCUGGGGCUCUCAGUACCAGAGUAUGCUCGAGUGGAGAGGGGGCAGCGGCCAGAGUCGGCUAGUAAAGCAAGACCCACAUUAUUGGUGCAAUGCGGUUUGAGUACGAGUCUGCAUACCGAGCUAGGAAGGUGCUUGGUGCAUGCAUGGCGAGGAACCCAUGCAUAGGUCGGCAGCUUUCUAGGAUUAAGUACAGAGGAGCGCAGGCGACGAACUUGAUGCGGGGCAUGUGGGGUACGCUGGCGUGUGUAUGUCGAUGCAACUAUCAUGCAAGGGAUGCAGAUGGACGAGGCUGAAAGUCCCCAGGCAUCAUAUCUACGUAGGAAUGAACGUGAAGGUGCAAGCGUGCUGCAGAUGUGCAGGAUAAGUGGUGACGUGGCCGGCGGAGUAUCGUCAACGCUGGCGCGGCGGCAAGCACCGCAUGACCGCAAUGACGUGGAGCUGUUCUGUUUGCUGGUGAAGAUUUCAAGUGCGGUAGGCUGAGUGUUCCGGAGGGCUCGCGCGCCGACCUGUCCUCGAGAUGCGAGGACACACCCUGUAACUGGUGGCUACUGCGAGCCCGUGUUCCGAGGCGUUACUGUGGCUUGCCAUGGCCGAUCAUUGCAGACAACCUUCCCCAAUCUACUGUACUGUAAGGGCCCACCGGCCCGGGCCUCGGUUUUCGGCACAAGGACAGGAAUGCACGUCGUGCUCGCCACCUUGUAACCACACACACAU